GCUUGAUUAACUCCAGCAACAAAUAUAUCGCGACACGCUACAAGCCACAAGCGCCAAGGUCAACAUGAAAUGAGGGCGUUAGUAGCUUGUUCAGCCUGCAGAUCGCGGCGCAGGAAGUGCACGUCAGUCCAUGGCUCGACGACCUGCCUUUACUGCACCGAGCGUAGCAUCACGUGUAUUCGAGGUAGCGGGGCCCCCUCCCUUUCAUCCCAAGGUUACAGUGCGCCAUCCUCACCACCUGCUGUACGGCAGUCAGCACUGGUCGGGCUACCGCUGCCUCCUCGGGAGCUUUGCUUAGAGCUGGUGGAGCUGUAUUUUGACUUCAUUCAUGACAAGUUCCAUUCCAUAUUUCAUAGGCCUAGCUUGACGGAAGAUGUCCGGCAAGGGGUAGUCCCGCCAGUUAUUCUAUUUGCUAUAUUUGCUUUAUCUGCAAGGUUCUCCGAAAAUGAGGUGUUUUCUGGUAUUGCUCCCCGUGAACGAAGUAAACCGUACUACGAUGAGAGUGCCAGACUAGUUGAUAUACGAGACACAUCUAUUACCACUAUACAAGCAUGUAUUCUUCUUGGGGGAAUCGGAUCUUGUGAAGCACGUGCCUUCAAUGAAUCUAUAUAUUAUACGGUGGCUUGCCGAAUGGCGAACUUGCUUGGCCUUUCUAAGAGAACCGGAGCAACUGCCUUAGAACAAGAGUUGAAUAUUAGAAUCUGGUGGACACUAUGCAUGGUGGAUGUAUGGUCGUCCAAGAGCGUCCGUCUCCCACGUCAAAUGAGCCAUUUCUCAGAUCUCCCCCUCCCAAUCGACGAAUAUACGUUUCUCCAAUGGCGCCGUGGAGCCCAGGACAAUAUAGAGGUGAGCUCUGAUCGGAGUUCAUCUCUUAUAGCCCAGAUGAUCCUCCUCAAUCGUAUUUUGAUGGAAAUCAACGACGCCAUCACGCAGACUGUCACAUCCGGCACUGUCACCCUAGUUCUCGAUAAAACGGCCGAAGAUCUCUCACUAAAGCUUGACAAUUGGUACAAUGCCCUCCCCGAAUACAUGCAUAAUACGCCCGAAAACCUCCAGCGAUACGCAUCUCAAGGCCUCGGAAGGAUAUUUGUAGCAGUCUACCUCGGUUACUAUCACUACGGCCAACUACUAUUCUACCAGUUCUUGAACGACGACCAGCACAGCACCGGAGGGAACCGCUACGCGAAAAAGUGUAAAGAACACGCCGCGAACCUGUGUCUCAUUGUCUACGCAGCACAAGAGACACCCGGAUGCGAGGUCAGGUAUAACAUGGUAGGCCACAUCCUGGUCAUCGCCUCCACGGUGCAAAUCCACACACUGCUCUUCGGCACCGACGAAGCCGAGAUCGCCGUCGCGCGACAAAGAGUCGUACGCAACUUCCAGAUCCUGACGGACAUGCAACGCUGGUGGGCAUGGCUGGAUAUGUGCUUUGUGCGCUUGCAUAUAUUUCACGAUAUGUGCAGGACGAGCAUGGCAACGUCGUUUAGGAUGGAUGAGUGGAUGAUGAAGUUCUUGUCUGAGUUCUCUAAACCGAUUGAAGAGAAGACGGAGGAUAGCGCGCAGGCUGCGUUGGAUUGGGCACGUAAUAUUGAGGCUUACACGCAGGGGCCUGUGGAAGAGCAGACGAGUGUGAGUGUCUGUCCAAGCCCGUCGCCGCGUUAUAACGUUUUGCCGCCUUGAGAAUGGGCUGGGAAGAUGUUUCCGACGGAAUCGCCACGGAGCUUUGCUGUAUAUUCGCCAUGGGAAACUCCACACACAGGAUAUGGCAGAUCUACGCGCCUCGGUUGAAAACCAAUUCAUCAACCGCGAAAUACAUACCGUAAGGUCCGCUUUACCGCCGAUAUGCUUCUGCCAUAUAUGAACUCGAAACAUAGAGAGAUGAGAAGCUAGAAAGUCUCAUGUUCGGUAGGAUGUUAUUAAAGGGCAUAUAGACAUUGUGAAACUCCGCAAGUCUAAAGGUAUGACUUCAUAUAUACUUCAUAUCCUAUCUAUCUAUAAUUAAAGCUGUAUAUCUACGCUGGAAGUAACUCGACUACUCAAGCAACAGACUAAACUCAAACGGUCCACUCUUAAGCGCAUACUCCUCCAUAGUCUUCGGUCCACAGCUUCCAGUUCCCAACCCAUGAUGCCUCCAAUCAAGCCUGACAAUCACCUCCUCCCUCUUCUCCCUCUCUAACAAAUACGGAUGUGUCGCCUUAUCAAUAUCCGCCGCCGUAUAAUGCGACGCCGAGAAGCUGCACCCCUCCUUAUCCCCAAAGCUCGCCUUCAGCAAAGGCGCACCGGUCCCAUCCUGGAACGCGACCCAGCGCACGUCAGUACGGUUACCCGAUUCUUGUGGGUACUCGUAGUUGGUGAACAGGGCGUCGACGGGGGACUUCCAGGUCCCGAUGCGUUGUGACAGCUUCUUGUCGCUGUAGGACUCGCCUGGGCCGCGACCGAACCACUCCACACCGUUUACCUCGCUGUUUAGGGCCAUCGUAAGACCGAUUCGUGCCCAGGUUUUCGGCAAAUUGGCACCCUGCGUUGUGCCAGUGACUUUGAUGCCCACGCUCGUCUCGCCGAAGGUAUAUGUUGUUGUGGUGUCCACGCUCCACUCUAGGACAGGAGGGGCAAUGCGCUUCUGGACUGUGACGGUGACAUUUGUGCCAGAAGUACCCCAGCCCACCUGCCGAGUGUGCUCGGCGGUUUGCUCGAGGUGCUUCUCCUUCCACUCUGCUCCAUCGUGUGGGAAAUCAUUGUCUGUUUGGGGGCGGUAGAAGUCCAUCACGGGUGCUGUGUGGAUUAUCUCGGAUCCACCCUUUUUCCAGGAGCUGAGCGAGCCGGUGACGAGGUUGAAUUCCCAAGCCGAGGUGGCGCUGGAAAUAGACAACAGUGUCGGCGACUUUUGGAUGAGUGUCGGGCAUGUGGAUGAGGGAGGUGUCAGCGACUGUAGGGAGGCAGCGGGCUUUAAUUCGAUCUGGCCCCAGGCGAUCUCAUGUCCGGCUUCAGCCCAGAUAGUAGCUUCUUUGAGAGUAAAUGUAACCUGUAAAACAGCUCCUGCGGGCACGCUAUCGAUGGCAGUGAAAGGAAU
Pseudogymnoascus verrucosus is the source of this 3070-nucleotide messenger RNA. RefSeq lists its product as uncharacterized. Gene Ontology annotation, molecular function: zinc ion binding; DNA binding; DNA-binding transcription factor activity, RNA polymerase II-specific. Gene Ontology annotation, cellular component: nucleus. Gene Ontology annotation, biological process: regulation of DNA-templated transcription; DNA-templated transcription. The transcript has 4 exons. The record is from RefSeq and is a predicted model, not a curated record. The coding region runs from base 70 to 1680 and encodes 536 amino acids. NCBI's taxonomy places the organism in Eukaryota, Fungi, Ascomycota, Leotiomycetes, Thelebolales, Thelebolaceae.